CGCCACAAGCCGCCGCUUUUCAUUUCCGGUAGCCAUAUUACUUCGUCCAUUUCUAUUCUGCGUUCUUUGGCUUUCUUUGAUAAUUGUAAGUAUAGAUAUAAAUCACAAUGAGUUACGGAAGGCCUCCGCCGCGCAUCGACGGCAUGGUGUCCCUCAAAGUGGACAACCUAACAUAUCGUACGACGCCCGAAGAUUUACGGCGAGUAUUUGAAAGAUGUGGCGACGUUGGCGAUAUUUAUAUUCCAAGAGAUCGAUAUACAAGAGAAAGCAGAGGAUUCGCGUUUGUCAGAUUUUAUGAUCGAAGAGAUGCUGAAGAAGCUUUGGAGUCUUUAGAUGGCCGUAUGCUGGACGGUAGGGAGCUCCGCGUACAGAUGGCUCGAUAUGGCCGCCCCUCAUCUCCCUACAGAAGCCGUUACGACAGACGUCGCAGCCACUCGCGUUCACGGUCUCGUUCACGUCGUCGAUCCAGGUCCCGUUCGCGAUCGAGGCGGCGCUCGUACACGCGCAGCCGGUCGCGCUCGCGAUCUCGCUCCCGCUCAGACUCGAAGAGUUCCCGCGGACGCUCCCGUAGCCGCAGUCGCUCCAGGUCCCGCUCCAGGCACUGAACUGUUGAGUUGAGAGUACCAGUUGUGAGCUGAAGUGUUGUGCCACAUGACUCGGCAGUCUUUGGCCCAGGUACUAUACUCAAACUCACUAGCCAUCUUCAUUUAUGACCACCACUAUGAAUACCAUAGUGGUAUUACAUUCAAUAUAAUUUUAAGUUCUCUAUUUAGAUUAACUAUGUAAGAAUUGUAUGUUUUAAAAUUGUUCCUUUUAAAUGUUUUUAUAUUCAUAAAAAGUGUAAUGUACUUGAGCUUGUCAAAGAAAAUACUAUCAGUUUGAUCACCUUUGUCUCUAAUGAUACUUUUAGUUGUAUAUUUUUUUUAUAUUUUAGUUAUUGUAUAGAAGCUACAUAAUAACAGUCAUUUUUGAUUCAUUAACAUUAUAUGUAAUUAAUUUUCUCAGUCUUGUGUAUAUGGAUAAUCAACAUGAACAAAGUGUUUGACCUCUAAUGGUCCUUAGAUAUUAUUUCAGGUUAAAAUUAAUUGUUGAGAAGAUCAUGUACAUCCCAAGGGCAUAUUGGGCUAAAUUGGGCAAUUAUAUGGCACUCCCUCGUCUGUGGUAACACACUUCAACAAAGAAGUUAUUACUUUUCUUUAUAUAGAUUUCUAGUGUUAUUAUAUUGUCAACUUGUUCACAUGUAGUAAGCCUUAUAAUUUUGUAUUUUAUUAUCUGAAGUACAUGUAUCAGAAUAAAUUUUGUAACUCCUAGUACUAAGUAUUAGUACUCAAAUAUAUUAUUAUAAAGAAGGGCAAUAAUUUAAUAUCGUUUUAAUAAUACGACUGUAAUUAUCAUUAAUCGCAAUGUUGGUAUGCUCAAGGUGUGGAGUACGCGGGGAGCGGUGCGGUUUGCGGGGGGGAGGGGGUUUGCUGAUUGCUGACAACUGCUGAAUUGCUGUUGUUGCCGUUCAUAAGUUAUGAGUAAACUUUUAUAUUAUAACAAAACGAGACACUCAUACGUCAUAAAAAUAGAGUCGCAUCGCCCAAUAUCAAUAGAGCAUCUAUAACAAAUAAGUCCAAUUGACGAAAUAUUGCAAUAGGAUAUUUGACUACUCAGACGUAAUUUUUCGUAGAACAGUAUUACAUAUUAAAAUGAUUAUUUGGGACAUUUAGUAUGAGUUGUUUAAAUAUAUGUAGGUGUCUCAUAAUAAUAUAAUAAAAUUCACAAAAAUAACCACUUUAGCUGUUCAAAGAAUAUGCUGAAAUACUCCCAAUUCCAACUACUAUAUAUAAAAAUAAUAUCUGUCAAUAAUGCGGUUGCAACCACCAUUCGACACGAUUAGGAAUUAAAAAACAUUAAAUAGUAAUAAAUGGCUUACUUUUAUAGAUCUAAUGUUCAAAUUGCAGAAAUUAAUAUAUUUAUUCAUUAUAAUUAAAACCCAAAAUAGUUUACUUAAACAUACAGUAGGUUUUACGUUUUCUUAGAAUAAUGUAACACAAAUAUUUUCAAUACAGUCAAAUAGCCUAUUUUUAUUUCCUCUUCCGUUAAUGCUGAUUUUUAAUUCCAUUAUUAUACAGUCGGUUUUGAAAUAUCUGUUUAGAGUACACUUUAAAUUUAAUAUAAAAAUAAGUUGUGACAAAGUGCAUAAGUGCAUCAAACAAUGAUUAGUAAAGUCGUAACAAUGAAACGUAGGUAGCAGCCGACGCGCAGACACCCAAACUAAUACAUUCGUUUGUUUGGCAGGCCGGUGCUGCUCGCUGGCCUGUUUGCUGUGGCAGUUUCCUGUGCUGAUUGCUGUGAUUUGCAGAUACACCUUUUUAUUCUUGUCACUAUUGACAUAACGCCUCUCUCCUGCCCUUCAACCAACCGAGAAAUAUAAG
Molecule: messenger RNA, 2420 nt
Organism: Achroia grisella
Lineage: Eukaryota; Metazoa; Arthropoda; Insecta; Lepidoptera; Pyralidae
Gene: SC35
Product: serine/arginine-rich splicing factor 2
Exons: 5
Coding region: 108-605 (165 amino acids)
Molecular function (GO): RNA binding
Source: RefSeq, a predicted model, not a curated record